UCUGAAGAGUGACUGGUCUAUGUACAUACCUCCACUCUUCAGUAAUGAACCUGGACCCUCAGACACAAAAUGGCACACUAGUAGACACAUUGAUCUUUGUUGGAGUGUAACUUUCCUGCUGCCAUUUCCGCCCUUCGGUAAAAAUGAGCGGACCAAAGAAAAGAAAAGUGGACACUGAGUGGCGAGUGUUUAAAAAGGAGUGGACAACAAAAUAUUUUUUCACUGAAGUCCGAUCAACGGCUGUAUGUCUGAUAUGCCAAGAAACGGUUGCAGUUUUCAAAGAGUACAAUAUCAGCCGUCACUUUGCUACGAAGCAUGCUAACUACGCUAGCAAGCAGUCAGCACAAGAACGGGCGGCUACUGCUCAGAGGUUGGCGGCUCAUUUACACACUCAGCAGACAAACUGCGAUUCAAGAGUCAAGCACCAAGGCAAGUGUGUUGCUGGCAUUCAAAUUAGCAAAGGCUAGCAAGCCUUUCUCCGAAGGCGAGUUUUUGAAAGAAUGCAUGGUAGAGACAUCAGAGCUCUUGUGUCCGGAGAGCAAAGGCAAGUUUGAAACAAUCAGUUUAUCACGCAGGACAGUGACUCGCCGUGUGGAACUGCUUGACGAAGAUAUAGUCAGCGAGUUAAACAAAAAGGCGGAGUCCUUUAAGUUAUAUUCACUAGCACUGGAUGAAAGUAACGACAUAAAAGACCCUGCUCAGCUCCUAAUUUUUAUCCGAGGGAUUAAUGACAGUUUAGAGAUAACGGAGGAGCUUUUGAGCAUGGAAUCGCUGAAGGGGAAAACGCGAGGAGAGGACUUGUAUGAACAGGUGUCUGCUGUCAUCGAGAGAAUGAAGCUGCCUUGGAGUAAACUUGUCAGUGUCACCACGGAUGGAUCGCCAAAUUUAACGGGAAAAAACGUCGGGCUGCUGAAAAGAAUCCAGGAUAAAGUGAAAGAAGAAAACCCUGACCAGGAUGUUAUUUUUCUUCACUGCAUCAUUCAUCAAGAAUCUCUGUGUAAGUCUGUAUUGCAGCUUAAUCAUGUCGUGGAUCCAGUUGUAAAACUCGUUAACUUCAUACGAGCAAGGGGACUUAAUCACCAUCAGUUCAUUACGUUCCUAGAGGAAACCGAUGUGGAUCACCAGGACUUACUUUACCACUCUCGUGUCCGCUGGUUAAGUUUGGGGAAAGUGUGUCAACGAGUGUGGGAGCUCAAAGAGGAGAUUCGCUCGUUUUUGGAGCAAAUGGGGAAAUCCGACGAAUUCCCUGAGCUGAGCGACACGGACUGGCUUUGUGACUUUGCGUUUGCUGUGGACAUAUUGUCACACAUGAAUGAACGUUAAGCUGCAGGGGAAAGAUCAGUUUGUGCACGACAUGUACACAAAUGUGAGAGCCUUCAAAUCCAAGCUGAUUUUAUUCUCCAGGCAAAUGGCAAACAAAUCAUUCACUCAUUUCCCCACACUGGCCAUGCAGAAAGAGGCCAUCCGAAACGUGAAGAAAUACUGCACAUCACUGGACGACAUGCACAGAGAAUUCUGCCGUCGGUUCUCUGAUUUUGAAAAAAUUGACAAGUCACUUCAGCUGGUGUCCUGUCCCCUGUCCCAAGACCCCGAAACAGCACCGCAUGAGCUGCAAUUGGAGCUGAUCGAUCUUCAGUCUGACUCCGUCUCACAGGAGAAGUUCAAGUCUCUUAAACUGAAUGACUUUUACGCUUCACUUAACGAAGCCACGUUUCCAAACCUCCGGAGGACGGCACAGAAGAUGCUGGCAUUGUUUGGCUCGACCUACGUGUGUGAGCAGACUUUCAGCGUCAUGAACGUCAACAAAGCCCGUCACAGAUCCCGGUUAACUGACCAACACCUCAGAUCUAUCCUGAGAAUUGCCACAACAAAACUAACUCCAG
This is a messenger RNA of Cottoperca gobio, 1883 nucleotides long. Its product is annotated as general transcription factor II-I repeat domain-containing protein 2-like. Lineage: Eukaryota; Metazoa; Chordata; Actinopteri; Perciformes; Bovichtidae. The record is from RefSeq and is a predicted model, not a curated record. Bases 316 to 1323 code for a protein of 335 amino acids. The transcript is spliced from 2 exons.